Molecule: messenger RNA, 2267 nt
Organism: Penaeus indicus
Lineage: Eukaryota; Metazoa; Arthropoda; Malacostraca; Decapoda; Penaeidae
Product: RING finger protein 207-like
Exons: 8
Coding region: 654-2024 (456 amino acids)
Biological process (GO): protein ubiquitination; protein peptidyl-prolyl isomerization
Molecular function (GO): zinc ion binding; peptidyl-prolyl cis-trans isomerase activity; ubiquitin protein ligase activity
Source: RefSeq, a predicted model, not a curated record
AUUACUCUUCCGUUUUGAAUAUUUAGCUAUUUUGUUUCCUUUCUAGAUUGUACUUUUGUUACUGAUAAUGAUUUGUAUUCGUUGUGGCUAAUGUGGUUAAAUAUAACAAUGGACUUUUUCCGUGUUAGCUGAGCUUCACAUAAACAUUGAUAACUCACACGGACUUGAUGCCCAAACGUGUCACGAGUGAUGUCACUAUGCUUGUCAUGUUGAUUUAUACUCUAUAUUGAUACCUGAAAACUGUUUUGAAGAGUUUUUGAAUUUAGUGUUAACCGACGGCGUUCAUAAUUAGUCUGGUAAGUUACGAUUUCUGUGUGCAUAGCAUGGGGGAAUGGGGUGUCGUGGAGAUGGCGUGUCGUGAUUGUACCUAAUUACGAUGACCACAACUUGGAGUGAUAGUUAUAGACGCCAAAUGAAACCUGAAGAUACAUUGCUGACUUGUAGAGAAUAGUAAAUUGUAUAGGCAAUGACGAUAGGGCAAGUAAAUUGGGCAUUGCCAAAAUAUAACUUUGGGGUAUGUCGGCAUUUAACGGAAACUAAUAUUUCCAUCGCAUCACUUAUGAAGACACCAAAGCAGUAAAACGACAUAAGGAAAUGAACGAGACUGACGAAAUCGAGCACCUUCCUCCUUCACGAGAACACAAGUGGUAGUCAUGGCAACGGGUGGCACAUCGCAAGUGUCGUCGUUGGAAUCGGCUUUGCUCUGUGGAAUCUGCCUCUCCGAGUUCGAUGCCACGCUCAGGAGGCCUCUCAUCCUGCCCAAGUGCGGCCACACCUUCUGCAGGAUCUGUUUGAAGAAUCUGGCAGCUCGAGGAGAGGUUACGUGUCCUUCUUGCAGGUGUAGAUACCAAGAUGUAAAUCCUGAUGAACUUCCGAUCAAUUUUAACGUCCAGUGUUUAGCCAGCUCAGACAGGCCGUUCCCAACGUGGACGAAGUACUCCGAAACCCGAGACACGGACUGCCAGAUCCACGGCGUCAGACUAGCCUUCUGGUGCAAAACGUGCGAAACAGCAGCUUGUGGGGAAUGCCUCUUUGAGCAGCACCCUCGCCCCGAACACAACACUUGUCGUAUUCAGGAGGUUAUACAGCAAAUCAAGGGUCUAGCUGAGAAACUCUCCCAAGAAAGCUGCGUGGAGAUCGUCGUGCGUCUGGGCGAGACCAUCCGGGGCACCUUGAACUAUGUGUCAGACCUUCAGGAAGCAGCACACCUCCUGCAGGAGACGGCCAGGGUCAAUCGCAACGCCCUGGCUGCGCAGGACCUCCCCUCCAUCACUUCCGUCUUCGAGUCGGCAAAAACCGUAAAGCAGCGAGUCUCAGCGCUCGACCGAUCGGAAGAACAGAGCAACAGAUCUGCAUUGGCGUCCCUUAACACUUUGCCGACAACAAGGCCCGCGAUCCUGGCACUCAGUGACAAUGGGUCUCUCGGUCGUGUAGAAGUUGAGGAGAAGGGGAUCCACCUGUAUAGUCUUAGGCCGCCGUCUACGGCCUAUAGUGUGGCAAUGAAGCUUAACGUGCUGACGGCCUGUGUGAGCAAGGAGAGCCCACACGUGUUCCUGGACAUCUCGGCCGGCGAGCGUCGCUUCGGCAGAGUCUACAUUGAACUGGAAGGACAUAUGAAACGAGCCCAGCAGUUCAUGGCGCUCUGCCUCGGCAACCUCGGUUUCUCGUACCGCAACACCAGGUUUGACGGGAUAAGCGAGCGAGGGCAGCCCGGGACCUACAUCCGCGGGGGGGAUUACCAGGGCAGGGGGGGACUCGGGGGGGAGGCGCUCAUGGAUGGCCUGGAGUGGGGAGGAUCGUGGGCAAAGCCUAAAGCCGCGGGACAAGUUUGCGGCGUCGGCGGCGAGGAACAGAGGAGGUUUGGGUCACUCUUCGCCAUCUGCCUGAAGGACAACCCGCAGGACACGUUCCAGUGCCCAUUCGGCGUCGUCACAGAGGGGCUCCAGGCGCUGGAAGUGGCCAGCAGACACGAUCCCUUCCACAUGGUCCAUAUCAGUGACUGUGGUAUUGUGAUUCCUUUAUGAGGGGCAAAUGGUGGUUCCCGGCAGCUAUGGUGAAAUACUGUGCAAGGAGUAAUGUGUACGUCAUUUUUUUGUAUGCUUGAAGUGAUGAUCUACGGUACUUUUCUUUUCCUUUUCUUAAGAAAAUUACAGAUAAAGCACACACAUACACACAAACACACACACAUACACACACACACACACACACACACACACACACACACUCACACACACUCACACACACACACACACACACACACACACACA